AUGUUACCUGUAAAUCCACCAAAUCUAGCAAAAACAAAACGCUCCAAAAUGGAAAGAGUUUUCAGCUAUCCGAAUGAGAAUCAGGACCCAACAGACCAACAACAAGAAAGGGAAGAAGCUAUUUAUUACUACCAACCAAAUUAUAAGCAGAUUGUUGUUUCACAUAAAACAAUACGUACAAAACACACUAAUAUCAAGAAAACCACGGACUCCCGUUCACCAUCAUCUCUGAUAUUAUGUGAAAUAAAGUCACCAUCUGCUUCUUCAGAUAUCCCUCAUAAAUCUACUAAUCGAUGCCGUGAAAUACCAAUUCGGAUACAACGUAACGAUUCUGAUGACAAUGAAAAUAAAUCAAAUUACUUUUCAGUACAUUGUAAAAUUAACUCAUCCACAAAAGCCAAUCCGCAUUCUCCUGAAGGGACAGUUAGUGUUGUUGAAAGUUCAGACAAUGAUUCAACUGCUUUUUAA
Messenger RNA from Trichobilharzia szidati, 468 nucleotides. Lineage: Eukaryota; Metazoa; Platyhelminthes; Trematoda; Strigeidida; Schistosomatidae. The record is from the annotation of a GenBank genome assembly.